Molecule: messenger RNA, 1378 nt
Organism: Chrysoperla carnea
Lineage: Eukaryota; Metazoa; Arthropoda; Insecta; Neuroptera; Chrysopidae
Gene: wkd
Product: TBC1 domain family member whacked
Exons: 4
Coding region: 202-1332 (376 amino acids)
Source: RefSeq, a predicted model, not a curated record
AAUUCAUUAAUUAUACAAUGAAUUAAAGUAGUUGAAUUAUUAUUGAGUUUAUUAAUUAGUGUUACGUUAAUUUUGUGUGACAGCUGAUAACCAAGUAAUUUAAUACGUUAUCCACCCUAUAACACAUAAUUAUUUGAUAAAUAUGUUCAAUUUAUAAAUUUCCCAUAAUCGAAAUGAAUUAGUUACGAGGAUUUUGUGAGGAUGACUUCUCAAAGUAGUACAACUACAGAUCGAACGGAUGCGACAUCAGUAUGUAGUGAUGCAAGUACAUUAUUAGAUGGAAGUGUUAUUUCAACGGUGCCAGAUCGACAUGGUUUUCUUGGUGGUCAACAAUAUAGUCCAGAACCAAAACAUAAAUUAUCACCAGAAAAAGUUUUACGUCGUGAACGAAAAUGGUUACGAAUGUUGGAUAAUUGGGAAGGUUAUAUGACAAAAAAUUAUAAAAAAGUUCGGGAACGAUGUCGAAAAGGUAUUCCAAUGUCAGUACGCCCCAAGGCAUGGCUAUAUCUGUGUGGUGGUAAAUUACUAUUAGACCGUCAACCAGACGAAUAUAAUCGAUUAAUAGAAUUACCAGGAGAUCCACGAUGGAUCGAUGAAAUUAAGAAAGAUUUACACAGACAAUUUCCCUUUCAUGAAAUGUUUGUUUCUGAAGAUAAACCAGGACAAAUAGAAUUAUUUAAUGUAUUAAAAGCGUAUUCAAUAAAAAAUCCAAAAGUUGGAUUUUGUCAAGCACAAGCUCCAAUUGCUGCCUUCUUACUGAUGCAUAUGCCUGCUGUACAGGCAUUCUGGUGCCUUAUGAGUGUCAGUGAUCAUUAUAUUGCUGGUUACUAUAGUCCGGGUCUCGAAGUUGUACAACGUGAUGGUGAUAUAUUACAUGCAUUGUUACGACGUACAUGUCCAGCCGCACAUCGACAUUUAAUUGCAAAAGGAAUCGAACCUGUUUUAUAUAUGACUGAAUGGUUUUUGUGUUGUUUUACACGAACAUUACCAUGGGAAUCAUUGUUAAGAAUGUGGGAUAUAUUCUUAUGUGAAGGUGUCAAGGUGCUUUUUAAAAUCGCAUUAGUUAUAAUUGCUGGAUGUUUAGGUUCAGCAAAAUUGCGUAAACGUUGUCCGGGCAUGUGUGAAACGAUACAAGUAUUACGAAAUCCACCGGAACAUGUAUUAACCGAAGAAUAUUUAUUGGUGCAUAUGGAUCGUUUAGGUUUAACUGAACAAGAUUUUCAAUUAGAACAUGAGAAACAAUUGACUAGACGAAAAGCCGCACAAAUAGCAGCUGCACAAGCGGCGGCGGCUGCCGCAACGACUGCCACCACAGCCUCAUCAAAAAGAUAACAAAUUACGAAUUUUAUUUGUUUUUCUUCUUGUACCAAAGGUUAUU